AUUUGAUGGUGCUAGCAGGGCUUCUCAUUUUGUAGCCCGUUGGCUCGUCUGCACCAUUUCCGGAGCUCUUACCGGCCUUUUCGCUCUUGUGCUUGAUAAAAAAAAGCUACAGUACAACAGUUGAGAGCUUGAGGAAGAAAUGUAGUAACAAGAAGACUUCAAGUAGCAAAUAGAUGGACGAGCCCCCUCCCAACUAAGCAAUGUCGAUGCAAUUUCUUCGAAGAGCCGUUUCAAGAACAUUCUGUUCAUCACUGUCUUCUUCUUCUUCUUCUUCGUUGUCUUUGUCAUCGUCGUCAUCUUUGCAAAUAUCUUUGUCUCCUUGUAAUCUCACAAACACUAUUCUUAGUUGCAGAACCCCUGAGGAAGCACUUGGGUGCUUCAAUGCCGUCUCAAAACAAAUAAACCCGAUCAAGAAUCCUCAACCUUAUACUGCUAUUGUUCAUGUCCUAACUGGGGCCAAAUUGUACACCAAGGCAAGGUGCUUGAUAAAAGACCUCGUCCAGAAGCUUCAAAAGUCUCGCAAGCCUUACUGGAUCUGUCAUUUUGUUUUCACUGAACUUAAUGGGUUAGAAAGCUCUAAAUACACUCCCAAUGUGUUUAGAGUGUUAAUUGUUGCGUUUUUUGAAAUGGGUCUUGUGGAGGAAGCCCUAUGGGUGUAUAAGAAGAUUGGAAUUUUGCCUGCAGUGCCAACAUGUAAUGCGCUUUUGGAUGGGUUGGUUAAAGCUGGAAGGUUUGAGUCUAUGUGGGAAAUUUAUGGGGACAUGGUGUCUCGUGGGUUGGCUUCUAAUGUAGUCACGUAUGGUAUAUUGAUUAAUGGGUGUUGUGGUCAAGGUGAUAUCUCAAAGGCACACAAGUUAUUUGAUGAAAUGGUUGAGAAGGGUAUCCAACCCACAGUUGUGGUAUACACAACUCUUAUACGUGGCCUUUGCAGUGUGAGUGAAAUGGCUGAAGCAGAAAGUGUCUUUAAGUUGAUGCGGGAAUCUGGCGUGCUCCCUAAUUUGUACACCUACAACAUUCUCAUGGAUGGUUAUUGCAAAAUGGCCAAUGUUAAAAGAGCUCUCAAUUUGUAUCAGGACAUGCUUGGUGAUAGCUUGUGGCCAAAUAUUGUUACAUUUGGUAUCCUAAUAGAUGCACUUUGUAAAUUGGGUGAACUGACGACUGCCAAGAAUUAUUUUGUAUUCAUGGCUAAGUUUGGUGUUAUUCCUAAUGUUUAUGUGUAUAAUUGUUUGAUUGAUGGCCAUUGUAAGGUGGGGAACUUGUCUGAAGCAAUGAAUUUGCAAUCAGAAAUGGGAAAGCUUGAAAUUUCACCAGAUGUCUUCACUUACAGUAUACUUAUUAAGGGUCUCUGUAGUUUGGGUAGAGUGGAAGAAGCAGAUGAUCUUUUUCAGAGUAUGACUACAAAGGGAGUCCUUGCUAAUUCUGUGACAUACAACUCACUAAUUGAUGGGUAUUGUAAAGAAAGAAAUAUGGAGAAGGCUUUGGAAGUGUGUUCUCAAAUGACUGAAAAGGGUAUAGAACCCAAUGUCAUCACUUUCUCUACACUAAUUGAUGGUUAUUGCAAGAGGGGAGACAUGGAGGCUGCCAUGGCAUUGUACUCGGAAAUGGUAAUUAAAAGUAUUGUGCCAGAUGUUGUUGCUUACACAGCUUUGAUUGAUGGACACAGUAAAAUUGGUAACAUGAAGGAGGCUCUUCGGUUGCACAAAGAGAUGCAAGAGGCAGGUCUAUCCCCCAACGUAUUCACAAUUAGUUGUUUGAUUGAUGGACUCUAUAAAGAUGGAAGGGUUUCCGAUGCGAUUAAACUUUUCUUGGAGAUAUCUGGAGUUGGUUCCACUAGAGAUGAAAUCAAUAGAACAGAUAGAAGCUUUUGUUCCCCAAAUUAUGUGACAUAUACAACUAUAAUUCAAGGUUUGUGUAGUGAUGGAAAAAUUUUCAAGGCCGCUAAGAUUUUCUCAGAUAUGAGAUGCUAUGGUUUGAGACCAGAUGCCUUCACUUACAUCAUCAUGUUACAGGGGCAUUUCCAAGCCAAACAUGUGCUUGAUGUGAUGAUGUUGCAUGCAGAUAUGCUUAAGAUGGGUAUCAUUCCAAAUGCAGUCAUAUACCAAGUUUUGGCAAAGGGUUAUCAAGCAAAUGACUACCUAAAAUCAGCUUAAAGGUGUUUUGAGGAUUUACUUGACUUUGGUGUUUGAAUUAGGACCUAUGCCAUAAUUGUUCUUGGUCAGAGGAAGCACUAAUUAUGAAUAAGGACAACAUAUCAAGUGAUCUCCUCAGCAAGAUGAUUGAUAUUCUCUGAAGGACUCCUAAUUGGCAAGGCUGAUGAGAGGAUGCACAACAACUCAUCUCUCCCUUUUGCAACUUGCAAAACAAUAAGUGAUGUUGACGUUUCAUUGCAAUUGUUUCUAUAUAAUGUGGAAAUAGAAAUUAUGGCAUUGGUUGAGCAUGUCCAUGAUUGUCUUGUUGACAAUUCUUCAACCUCGAGGAGUUGUGCACGUACUUGGAUGUUUCAUUGAGGAUCUAUAUCCAACUCCAAGUGGAUCAAUUAUAUUUGAAGAGCUCCAAAUCAAUUGUGUAAAGAGAACAUGCUAGAUUGAUUUGGCUUGCAUGGAAUUGUGAUAUAUCCUUUGGGUUAUGCUGAGUUAAACCCAUUGAAAAGUUUUAUUUCUCCUCUUUCAAACAUCAAUUCAAUGUAUUGUUACUGCACAGUAGUUGGUGUAAUACUAGCACAUGAAUUAGAUUUUAUGAUUCAAAUGAGGCAAUUUGAGAUUUCAGAAUUUACAAUGGAAUAAAUGCUCUUUGAACUAUUUUUCAUUCA
Messenger RNA from Quercus lobata, 2809 nucleotides. RefSeq names its product Pentatricopeptide repeat (PPR) superfamily protein. Gene Ontology annotation, molecular function: protein binding; mRNA binding. The coding region runs from base 201 to 2150 and encodes 649 amino acids. The record is from RefSeq and is a predicted model, not a curated record. The transcript is spliced from 2 exons. NCBI's taxonomy places the organism in Eukaryota, Viridiplantae, Streptophyta, Magnoliopsida, Fagales, Fagaceae.